Messenger RNA from Alnus glutinosa, 4814 nucleotides. Its product is annotated as putative disease resistance RPP13-like protein 1. The record is from RefSeq and is a predicted model, not a curated record. Bases 91 to 4056 code for a protein of 1321 amino acids. The transcript has 3 exons. Gene Ontology annotation, molecular function: ADP binding. Lineage: Eukaryota; Viridiplantae; Streptophyta; Magnoliopsida; Fagales; Betulaceae. Gene Ontology annotation, biological process: defense response to other organism.
AUUUGCAAUUAUCUCCCUUUGCUCUGCUCUUUGCCAUCACCUUCCUUCCUUCGUUUCCUUUCAUUUCUUCCAUUACAAACCAGAGAAAACAUGGCUGAGGCCUUAGUGGGAGGAGCGUUUCUCUCCGCCUUCCUCCAAGUGUUAUUUGACAGAAUGGCGUCUCGCAAAUUCACUGACUUCUUUCGGGGGCAAAAAGUCACCGAUGGACUCUUAGAAAAGUUGGAGACAACGUUGCGGUCCGUGAAUGUAGUGCUCGAAGACGCGGAGCAGAAGCAAGGUACAAAACCAGAUGUGACCAAGUGGCUUGAUGACCUGAAAGAUGCUGUGUAUCAUGCAGAUGACAUCUUGGAUGAGAUUGCUACUAAAGCCUUGCGACUCGAGGUGGAUGCUGAAUUUCAAACUGCUGCAAGUAAGGUACGAACCCGAAUCUCUACUUCUUACUUUUUCAAGAAGAUAGAACCAAAGAUAAAAUAUGUACAUGAAAGAUUGGAAUUUCUAGCGAAACAAAAAGAGUAUAUGGGUCUAAGAGAAGGUGUUGGAGGAGAAUCAUCAAAAAGAUUGCCCACGACUUCUUUGGUCCAAGAAUCUGAUAUUUUGGGUAGGAAUGAUGAUAAAGAGACAAUAGUGAACUUGUUGCUCUCGGAUGACACAAGUGGAGGUGAGAUGUGUGUGAUUCCCAUAGUGGGAAUGGGGGGAGUUGGCAAGACCACCCUUGCUCAGAUUAUAUACAAGGACAAGAGGGUGAAUGAGCAUUUUGAACUUAAGGCAUGGGUAUGUGUUUCGGAUGAGUUUGACGUGUUCAGGGUAACUAAAACAGUUCUAGAGGUAGUGACUUUGUCAACUUGUGAUAUCAAAGAUCUAAAUCUGCUUCAAGUUACACUACAAGAGCAAUUUAUGGGGAAGAAAUUCUUACUUGUUUUAGAUGAUGUAUGGAAUGAGAAUUAUGCUGAUUGGGAGCUCUUAAGCAGUCCGUUUAAAUCUGGGGCAAUAGGAAGUACAAUCAUUGUAACAACACGCAGUGAUAGUGUUGCAACAAUCAUGCGCACAGUUCCGACUUAUCGUCUAAAGCAAUUACUGGAAGAAGAUUGUUGGUCACUAUUUGCAAAACAUGCAUUCCACGAUUAUAACUCUGAUGCACGUCCAAAGCUAGAAGUAAUAGGUAGACAAAUUGCGAAAAAGUGUAAAGGUUUACCUUUAGCGGCCAAGACAAUCGGGGGUCUCUUACGAUUUAAACUAGAUGUUAAUGAUUGGGAGAAGAUAUUGAAAAGCGAAUUAUGGGAUUCGCCAAUAAACAAGACAAACAUUGUUCCAGCUUUAAGAUUAAGUUACAAAUAUCUCCCCUCACAUUUAAAGCAAUGCUUUGCUUACUGUUCAAUAUUUCCUAAAGAUUAUGUUUUUGAAAAAGAUGACGUAGUCUUUUUAUGGAUGGCAGAAGGUUUUCUAGAAGAAACUAGAAACAAAACAAUGGAAGAAAUUGGUCAUGAAUACUUCCUUGAUCUAGAAUCAAGAUCGUUGUUUGAGCAAUCUAGUGGUGAUAAAUCAAGUUUUUUAAUGCAUGAUCUUGUCAACGACUUGGCAACUUUUGUAUCUGGACAAUUUACCUUUAGAUUGGAGGUUGACCAUUCUCAGAAAAUUGUGGACACGACUCGCCAUUUUUCGUAUGUCCAAAGAAGCAAAUAUGAUAACUUUAAGAAGUUUGAGUCUCUUCGCGAGACUACUCGAUUGCACACAUUCCUACCAUUGAAGUUGUCACCAAGCUACAAUUUCUUCUUCUUAACUAAAAGAGUACCACUUGAUUUAUUGCCAAAGCUAAGAUGCUUGCGCGUGCUCUCUCUAUCUCACUAUCGAAAUAUCACCGAGUUGCCUGAAUCAAUUGGCAAAAUUAAGCAUCUACGCUAUUUGAACAUUUCUUUCUCAACAAUUAAAAGGUUGCCUGAUUCCAUAUGUAAGUUAUGCAAUUUGCAAACAUUGAAUUUAUCAGAUUGUUUCGGUCUUUCUGUAUUGCCAAGAGAGAUUCGAAAACUCAUUAACUUACGUCAUCUUGAUAUCAGCAGAACUGCCAUAAAAGAGAUGCCAAUGCAACUGGGUAGACUAAAAUGUCUACAAACAUUAACUAAAUUUAUCGUUAGCAAACAUAGUGGGGCUUCCAUUGAAGAGUUGGGGAAUUUUGCAAAUCUUCGAGGAAAGCUUUCUAUUUUAGAGCUCCAAAACGUUGUAUCUCCUACAGAUGCUCUGAAAGCAUGCUUGAAAGAUAGGAAGUACCUCAAGGAGUUGGUGUUGGAAUGGAAUGCAUUGGAUGCUAAUAUUUCAGAAUGUCAAAUAUCUGUACUUGACAAUCUUCGGCCCCAUAGUAACUUGAAAAGUCUCACUAUCAACAACUAUGGCGGUGAAAGUCUUCCAGAUUGGGUCGGACAUCAUUCAUUCUCUAAUAUAGCAUCCAUUUGCCUAGAAAAUUGCAAACAUUGUCAUAACUUGCCACCACUUGGGCAGCUACCCUAUUUACAGGACCUCUCUGUUUUUGGGUUUGAACGAGUUGUUAAAGUGGAUCGUGAGUUUUUUUAUGCUAAGGAUUCUUCAACAGUUAAACCAUUUGGAGCCCUUAAAAUUCUAAGGUUCAGGCGAAUGUUAAAUUGGGAGGAAUGGUCUUCUUUUGGUGCUGAAAAUGAAGAUGGAGCUUUUCCUCAACUUGAAGAGCUUUAUAUUAAUAAUUGUCCUAAGUUAAAAGGAGGGCUACCCGUCCAUCUUCCUUCUUUAGUGAAAUUUGAGAUUCAUGAAUGUCUUCAGCUGGUAGCUUCACUCCCAAAGGCUCCUGUUGCAUGUGAAUUGAAGUUAAGAGAUUGUAACGAGGUUCUGUUAAAGGAAUUGCCAACUAAAUUGCGAAAGCUUGAAAUUGGAGGAUUUGACGCACUAGAGUCCCUUCCCAAGGGAAUGGUGGCCUCCAACAACUGUCUUCAAGAGUUAGAAAUCAGGGAAUGUAUGAAGUUAGAGCUCCCAACACACUCACAGUACUUUGUAUCCCAGCUUGAAACAUUGCGGUUGGACGGUUGUGAUUCCCUCAAGUCAUUUCCGUUAGAUUUAUUCCCAAAGCUUUAUAAUAUGGAUAUCUUUCAGUGUAAGAAUCUGGAAUCUUUUACAAUUUCAGAACAACAUGGAUAUGAUUUAGUGACCUUGCGUAGUAUUUCCAUCAGGAAUUGCCCCAAUUUUGUAUCUUUUCCAAAAGGAGGAAUUUGUGUCCCUAACCUUUCAUCCUUUACGGUCACAUUUUUAUCCCUUGAAACAUUGUGUUUGAGCGGUUGUGAUUCCCUCAAGUCAUUUCCAUUAGAUUUAUUCGAAAAGCUUUAUGAUAUCAGUAUCUUGGGAUGUAAGAAUCUGGAAUCUUUUACACUUUCAGAACAACAUGGACGUGAUUUGGUGACCUUGCGUAUUGAAAUCAUCGAUUGCCCCAAUUUGGUAUCCUUUCCAAAAGGAGGAAUUCGCGCCCCCAACCUUACAUUCUUUGGGGUCUUCAAUUGUGAGAGUUUGAGAUCACUGCCAGAGAAGAUGCAUGUACUCCUUCCUUCUCUUAAUUAUUUUCAAAUACUUAAUUGUCCAAGAAUUGAGUUGUUUCCCCAAGGGGGCUUGCCUUCCAAUGUUAAAAAUAUGGAGGUCGAGGAAUGUGACAAACUCUUUGCCAGGCGGGCGGGAUGGGGUUUGCAAAAACUCCUAUCUCUUAGAGAUUUUUCAGUCGGUGGCGAAUAUGAAGACGUGGAGUCCUUUCCAGAGCCAGGGUUACUGCCUUCUUGUCUGACUCAACUUCGUAUCUCUGAAUUUCCAAAUUUGAAAUCUUUGGACAAGAAAGGGCUUCAAGACCUCACCUCUCUUCAACAAUUGUUGGUCUGGGACUGCCCUAAGCUCGAGUACAUUCCAAAAGAGGGAUUGCCUUCCUCCCUUUCUAUAAUAGAGAUCGACCGGUGCCCUUUGUUGAGGAAACGGUGGCAAAGCAAGAAAGGAAAAGAACGGCGAAAGAUUCUGGACGUUGAUCACAUAUUGAUUGAUUAUGAAGAAUAUAUUGGAUGAGCCAAAAGCCUCGGAAGAGUCCCAUUUACAAUACCAGCACAUCAUUUUGAAGGCGGCAACAACAUAUUCACUUAGGUUCACCUUCCAUUGUUAUAUAUGUUUAGAAUUGAAAAUUUUUCGCUACUGCUGGCCCCAGUGGGAUUUUCUUCUCAAGAAGGGUUGCGUGCCUCCCUUUCUUCUAUAUGGAUGAACAAAUGCCCUAAGAUGAAGAAAGGAAACGAACGGCGAAAGAUUCCUGAUGUCAAUCACAUACUGAUUGAUGGGGUAUCUAUUUUUUUUUUUUUUUUUUUAAUUAAUAGAAGGUCAAAGAGCUUGGGUCACAAUUAUGAGAAGCAAAUAGAGUCUAUGAUCUUGCAAGGCAUGAGCGCUUGAAGGGUCACGUUCCAUUGUCAACAAAUGCCUGCCUCCCUUUCUUAUGUAUGGAUCAACAAAUGCCCUUUCUUAUAGGAACUCUUUGAAGUGCUCCAAGAGGUGGAAGCGUACCCUAUAUCAGAAUCAUCCUUCUUACACAUUCACCAUCUAUUCUCAACCCCGUUGACGUGGUAUGACUUUCAUCCUCAUUCAAGUAGGUGGGCUCUGCUGGUUUUAUAAGUCCUUGUGUGGGUUUUGGUCUCAGACUUCUACUAAGAGAGAAAAAUAAAAGGGUGCUAAAGUGUGAAAAUAGAAAAAUAGAGACCAGCCUUUAUCUAUUUCCAGCAAAAGAAAAGUUUGUAUUUUUGUCUUUGGGAGAAUAAUCUCUAUUGUGUAAUAGUGAGAUU